AUUGUCCCGCCCAUUCCCUCCCAUCUGAUUACAUUUUACAAGAGCGUGUGCGAUGUAAUGGUGGUUGUCACUGACGAAUGUGAAUAAAAAAGCCGGUGGACACAGUGAAGAUAAGGAGACUAAACCAGGUCAAAAAACCUUGGGCGCUGUACGGGAAUAGCGGGAGAUAGUGGAGCGUGGCAGGAGGGUGCUCACUACUCUUUCAAACGCGACCGAUGCCGCAAACCACGCAGAAUAUGGCGGAGCAGCACACAGCCACGGACGGCAAGCACAAAGCGUCUCCGAAUGCCGGAGGAUCGCUGCAUGGUAACAGCCGACCCAACGCCGUGGGUGGAGGGGGGAAAGGAGGCCUCUCUGGCGGACUGGCACAGCCAGCGGGGUGGCAGUCCUUACUCUCGUUUACUAUUCUUUUUCUGGCCUGGUUGGCAGGCUUCAGUUCUAGACUUUUUGCAGUGAUCCGGUUCGAGAGCAUCAUCCACGAGUUCGAUCCAUGGUUCAACUACAGGUCAACACAUCACCUGACCACAAAUGGGUUUUACGAGUUCCUCAACUGGUUUGACGAGCGGUCAUGGUACCCCUUGGGGAGGAUCGUGGGGGGCACAUUAUAUCCAGGUUGAUGGUCACCGCAGGCCUUAUACACUACGUACUGAACCUGCUCCACUUGACGGUGCACAUCCGGGAUGUGUGCGUCUUCCUGGCCCCCGUGUUCAGUGGCCUGACAUCCAUCUCCACCUUUCUGCUGACGCGUGAACUGUGGAACCAGGGGGCGGGGCUUCUGGCUGCCUGCUUUAUAGCCAUUGUUCCCGGGUACAUCUCCCGCUCGGUGGCCGGCUCCUUCGACAACGAGGGCAUUGCCAUCUUUGCCCUCCAGUUCACCUACUACCUUUGGGUGAAGUCGAUCAAAACCGGCUCGGUGUUCUGGUCCAUUGGCUGCUGCCUCUCCUACUUCUACAUGGUGUCAGCAUGGGGAGGAUACGUCUUCAUCAUCAACCUGAUCCCGCUGCAUGUCUUUGUGCUGCUGCUCAUGCAGCGCUACAGCAGGAGGGUCUAUAUCGCUUAUAGCACAUUCUACAUUGUGGGCCUGGUGCUAUCUAUGCAGAUCCCCUUUGUGGGCUUCCAGCCAAUUCGAACCAGUGAGCACAUGGCUGCAGCAGGCGUGUUUGCACUGCUCCAGGCAUAUGCGUUGCUGCAGUACCUGAAGGACAGGCUCACCAAGCAGGAGUUCCAGACCCUGUUCUUCCUGGGGGUGUCGCUAGCUGCUGGGGUGGUGUUCCUCACCGUCAUCUAUCUCACCUACACCGGUUACAUCGCUCCGUGGAGUGGGAGAUUCUACUCUCUGUGGGACACCGGCUACGCUAAGAUCCAUAUCCCCAUCAUCGCGUCGGUGUCGGAGCACCAACCCACCACCUGGGUGUCAUUCUUCUUCGACCUCCACAUCCUGGUCUGCACCUUCCCAGCAGGCCUCUGGUUCUGCAUCAAGAAUGUCAACGACGAGCGCGUCUUCGUGGCUCUCUAUGCCAUCAGCGCGGUCUACUUUGCCGGGGUGAUGGUGCGCCUGAUGCUGACCUUGACGCCGGUGGUGUGCAUGCUAUCGGCCAUCGCCUUCUCCAGUGUGUUCGAACACUACCUGGGGGAUGACAUGAAGAGGGAGAACCCUCCCGUAGAGGACAGCAGUGACGAGGAUGACAAAAGGAGCUCAGGGAACCUCUAUGACAAGGCAGGAAAGGUGCGUAAGCACGUGUCUGAGCAGGAGAAGGCAGAGGAGGGCCUGGGCCCCAACAUCAAGAGUAUCGUGACCAUGCUGAUGUUGAUGCUGCUCAUGAUGUUCGCCGUCCACUGCACAUGGGUCACCAGCAACGCCUACUCCAGUCCUAGUGUGGUGCUGGCCUCCUACAACAACGAUGGGACGAGGAACAUCCUGGAUGACUUCAGGGAGGCCUACUAUUGGCUGAGGCAGAACACAGACGAGCACGCGAGGGUUAUGUCUUGGUGGGACUAUGGCUACCAGAUAGCAGGCAUGGCUAAUCGAACCACCCUAGUGGACAACAACACAUGGAAUAACAGUCAUAUAGCACUGGUGGGCAAAGCCAUGUCGUCCAAUGAGAGUGCCGCGUACGAGAUCAUGAGGAGUCUGGACGUGGACUACGUGCUGAUCAUCUUUGGGGGCGUGAUUGGUUACUCGGGCGACGACAUCAACAAGUUCCUGUGGAUGGUCAGGAUAGCGGAGGGAGAGCAUCCCAAGGACAUUCGGGAGAGUGACUACUUCACCCCUCAGGGAGAGUUCCGCGUGGACAAGGCCGGCUCGCCUGUCCUGCUCAACUGCCUUAUGUACAAGAUGUCCUACUACCGCUUCGGCGAGAUGCAGCUGGACUUCCGGACACCGCCUGGGUUCGACCGCACCCGCAACGCCGAGAUCGGCAACAAAGACAUCAAGUUCAAGCACCUUGAGGAGGCGUUCACCUCGGAGCACUGGCUGGUGCGCAUCUACAAGGUGAAGAAGCUGGAGAACAGGGAGCCGCUGGAGCACAAGCUCCGCAGCAUCGUGCCCAGGCAGAAGUACACCUCCAAAAAGACUGCUAAGAGGAAGCGAGGACACAUCAGGAAUAAGCUGGUCCUGAAGAAAGGCAAGAAACUAAACAAGAAACAAUGAAGACGGACACGACACAAAAAUACAAAAAAAAUUAACUAGCUAAGAAAACUACCAAUGAAAAAGAAUGCCCAUUGUAUGGAAUGCGAGCACUUAGCCUCGAGGGCUAGUCCUCUGAGCGCAGCACCCCCUGUGGUGGGGAGGGUGAAGUGUCAUGUCUGGCUAGCCCCAGAACCUUUGUCCGUUUUAUCCAGAGGAUCUUUUGUCAUGCUCUUUACUUCUUCUUUGUACUUGAAUGUGCGGCAAGGCACUGAGCUGCUGAAACCGGGGUGAGCGUACAUUUUGUGGUACAUUUAACUGUUAUUCUAGAGGGGGACAAAACAAAGAAAGGAAACUGAGGAGGCUGGGAGCAAUUGCACCAAAGAGCCCUUGAUUUAGCUCCUUGGCACAUGUAAACGUGUUUCUUUUGUGAGGGUGAGGAAGCAUUGGAAUUGAGGACAUGUUCCUGACAUGCGUACGGAGGAAUUCCACUGUCUAGGCCCAGCUGAUUUACUUCUGAUGGUUACUUUUAAUCAUUAUUUUGUUUUGGCCCUAAUUUGUCGUUACCGAGACAAUUCUUUAGGAAAUAAAAGGCCUAAUAUGUAAAUAUGUUAUGUAAAGAAAAUGUCUGAUAGGGUUGUAAUAUAUUGGAUUCUUGUGGUGAUUUUUUUAAAUACGCAGAUUUCUUCUCUUUACUUUGUUGUGAUGUUUUUUUUAUGGCAGCAGCUAGAACAGUGAAUGCAAUAAUUCUCGUUAGGAGGGACUUGAGAUUUUGUUUAAAAUGAAUGUGAAUUUAAGACCCCCCCCCCCCCCUGAAAAAUUGCUUAGAUUGUAUAUUAUGCUGCUAGGUUUAAGAAUGUAAGCAAUUCUAUAUAAAGAAAGUUGUGAUUUAAUAAAGAGGCCUCCACCCCGCGAGCCUAUUGCCUCGUUGCUGGUCUCUUCAUCACCACGUUAGUAUGUCCAUCUGUCUUCUCAUAGUAAUUUUUGCCUGUCCACAUACACAUGUUUAUGCAGCCAAGAGUAGGGUAAUGCAGGGAAGUGCUGAAGAUGGCUGCCAGUGAGUGGACAAAGCAGUGGUGCCCUCUGUUAACACUACUGGGCCUGUUGUUGAAAACCUGUGUUGAACACUGAAGGAUCGUAUGUGUGGAUGUUUGGGGGAUGCAUCAGACGGUCUACACGUAAACUUUCUAGGAAUACAGAGUUUUUAUUUAAUUGACAUCUUCAAUCACUCAACAGUUUACCUCUUGAUUGAUACUUAUUUUGCUUUUCCUUUAAACACAGAAGUGAUGUCAUUUCACCUUUUUGGAUAUUAAAAAUGGCGUUCGUGUCUCUUAGGCUUCUCUGAGAAAGACUGCAUUGUGUCACUGCUUUCACUUAAUGGCCCUCCAUACGUCAUAUCGACCUUGCUCAAACACACACUCGAGAAACUCUUAUGUUAAACUGCUUAUAUCAGAGAUUUUCAAUGUGUGUGAGGAGACGAGGGGAUUGGAUUGAGCCUUAAUGUGAUAUAGAAAGUGUACAGGUUGUUUGCCCUCUUGUUACCUUGUUUAUUAUGUCUGGUUUUAUUGGGGAUGGUGGACUAGUUCCUUCUCUUCUGGGUUCUCAACGCCUUCUCUUCCUCGCUCUGCCACACCACUACAUAGAUUUUUUAUUUUAUUUUAAAUCUAACAACCCUGGUCCCCCUCACCUUCCAAGUUAACAUGUUUAAAUGUAGAGUAAAUAAAAGAUUCAACUUUGUAAGAA
Messenger RNA from Oncorhynchus kisutch (coho salmon), 4369 nucleotides. Its product is annotated as dolichyl-diphosphooligosaccharide--protein glycosyltransferase subunit STT3B. Gene Ontology annotation, biological process: post-translational protein modification. Gene Ontology annotation, molecular function: dolichyl-diphosphooligosaccharide-protein glycotransferase activity. NCBI's taxonomy places the organism in Eukaryota, Metazoa, Chordata, Actinopteri, Salmoniformes, Salmonidae. The record is from RefSeq and is a predicted model, not a curated record. Gene Ontology annotation, cellular component: membrane. The transcript is spliced from 16 exons. The coding region runs from base 569 to 2650 and encodes 693 amino acids.